AUGGCCGCCACCAGCUCGCCGUCGACGGCGGCGGCGGCGAUGUGGGCCUUCGCCGCCGCUACUUGCGUCAAGCUUCUGCUCGUCCCCACCUACCGCUCCACCGAUUUCGACGUCCACCGGUACUGGCUCGCCCUCACCCACACCCUCCCCGCCCGGCAGUGGUACACCGACGCCUCCUCCCAGUGGACGCUCGACUACCCGCCCUUCUUCGCCUACUUCUCCCGCCUCCUCUCUCUCCCCGCGCCCUUCGUCGACGCCUCCCUCGUCGCCAUCCCUGUGCCUGCCUCGCCGCCCUCCUCAGCCUACAUCCUCUACCUCCGCUUCACAGUCGCCUUCUCGGACCUCCUCCUCCUCCUCGCAUCCGUCCUCCUCCUGGCGAGGGACGCUCGCCGGAGGCAGCGUCCGUUCCUCGCUCUCUUGCUCGUCCUGUGGUCACCGGCGCUGCUCAUCGUGGACCACAUUCACUUUCAGUACAACGGGUUCCUGAUGGGGCUGCUGUUGCUUUCUCUGCAUUUUCUAGAGCAGGGGAAGGAUCUUGCCGGGGGAGUAGUCUUUGCAGCGUUGCUUUGUUCGAAGCACCUCUUUCUCGUGGCUGCACCUGUCUAUUUCGUGUACUUGUUCCGGCAUUAUUGCUGUGGCCGGGGCCUAGCGAGGGGCCUUGGGAGGCUCGUUCUCAUGGGUGCUGGCGUGGUUGCUGUUUUUGCCAUGGCAUUCACACCCUUCGUGUACUACGGGCAGAUGCAACAGCUCUUAAGCCGAUUGUUUCCUUUUGGUCGGGGUCUAUUUCAUGCUUACUGGGCUCCAAACUUUUGGGUAUUCUAUAUAGUACUUGACAAGAUCCUUGCAUUUCUUCUUAGAAGACUAGGAUUCAGUAUUGAGAUACCUGAAGCAUCAUUUACUAGGGGGCUUGUUGGUGAUUCAUCUCCUUUUGCUGUUCUUCCAAAGGUCACCCCAAUAACUACCUUCUUAUUGGUUAUACUUGCUAUGACUCCUUGUCUUGUCAAAGCAUUCGCUAACCCCCAACCGAAACACAUAAUUAGAUGGGUGGCAUAUGCUUGUUCAUGUGGGUUUAUGUUUGGAUGGCAUGUACAUGAGAAGGCAUCACUUCAUUUCACCAUCCCACUUGCCCUAAUUGCCAUGGAUAGCUUGGACGACAUCAGACAUUACUUCUUAUUGUCAAUAGUUUCAUGCUACUCUCUGUUCCCAUUGCUGUUUGAGGACCAAGAAUACCCAAUAAAAGUGCUGCUGCUGUUGACCUACAGUGCUCUCAUGUGGGCACACUUGAUAUGA
Molecule: messenger RNA, 1290 nt
Organism: Triticum turgidum subsp. durum (durum wheat)
Lineage: Eukaryota; Viridiplantae; Streptophyta; Magnoliopsida; Poales; Poaceae
Source: the annotation of a GenBank genome assembly